This is a messenger RNA of Symbiodinium sp. CCMP2592, 939 nucleotides long. The record is from the annotation of a GenBank genome assembly. Lineage: Eukaryota; Dinophyceae; Suessiales; Symbiodiniaceae.
AUGCGGCCAUGCGGAACUUCAAACUUCGCAAAGGUUCUCGCCGUGCUCAUAGCGACAUUGGCCGUGAGGCAACUGCCGGGCCUCACCGCCUGGGUCUGUUGCAGGCCUGGCACUCGCUCACACUCGCAUGGUGAGAGAACGAGCAGGGUGAGGUGUGGUGCAGAGGAGUCGAACUCCUGGCUGCCUCAGUUUGAAAAUCCCUUGGCAGGCUCCAUGGCAGAUCCUGGCUACUGGAAACAGCAGUACUAUCUGGCAUCUGAGUUGAAGCAGUUUUUGCCGCCGAACCGCAAGACCAUCACGGCGAUGCAGCUGGCGCCAGAAGACAUUAAGUAUGUCGGCUACCUGGCUCCGGACAAGGAGAAGAGUCCCAACAAGCUGACGGAGUACGUCAUCCUGGGUCCAGUCAGUGACGUACUCAAGUACGAGUUCAAGAAUCAGUGCGAGGUGUAUGCUGUGAAUCCGUCUUUCAGGCAGUGGCAGAAGGACGUCGACAAAGUGAUUCCUCGCAAGGACGUUCACAUUGCCGUCGUGGCAGCUGGUACUGCUAAGCGCCUUGGGAAGAAGAUCCUGAUCCAGGGCCUCGCGCAAGUAUCUGCUGCGCUUACGGCUGAGGGCCGUGCUUUGCUGGUGUGUGAUGCACAAGACGAGGAAGUCCUCGGCGGAAAGAUGGAGGAGCUGUUGGAGGCUCAGGAAUGGAAGGAUCUGGAGAAGACUGGUGACUUGCCUCCAGAUCCCGAAAAGACUGCAGCCCUGGAAGUCCUCCAACAGGGUCGGUUGAGGCUCAUGCGAGUGUUUCGCGACGAGUGCGGGCUGGCUGUUGGCCUCUGCGUGGAAGAGAAGAAGCCCGCCCAAGCGCGAAAAAAGCGCGCCAGACCUGUCAGAGGCGGCCCGCGAGAGCGCGCUGUAGCCAGGUCAAGUCGAUCCGGCAGGCGUUCAUGA